CAAAGAGCUUUCCAUUGGUGAACUCAAGAUUCUCAUUUGAGGCUUUAAAAGUCAGGAAUCAUCCCAAAUCCAAUGUUCCUUCACUGGAGAAGGCAGGCAUCAAUAGUACGUUUAAUAAAUGAGGAAUGAUUGCAUGCCAGUAUAGAUAAGAGCUAGAGACACAGGGUCAGGAAGAUCCAGAUUCAAAUUCCACCUAGGAGAGUUGCCCAGAGUCAUUUAACUAAUGGGAUCCUACUGUUUCUUUCAAGUCAAAUAGGUAAGAGGGUCUGUAACCCUCAAAGUUCUGCAUAAACAAAGGCAAGCCAACCAGUCUGGCCCAAGGAGUCAAGGAGGUCUUUUUUUGAUCUCGCCUCUACAACUGAUUAGCUGUAUGGCCCUAGGCUAGUUUCUUAACUUUCCUGAGACCCGAUUUCCUCUUCUGUACAAUGGGGGUGGUUAAUGCCUGAACUACUUUCCUCCUAGGCUUUUGCUCAAAAAAAAAAAAAAAAAAAAAAAAAAGUGCUGUGAACUGGAGGGUUAUCCCAAAGUCAGUUGAUGAUGAUCACACCAACCUUCAGCCUCUCUGGCUGACAUUAUCCGUGCCUCUGAUGACUGACUUUCUCUAGGAAGGCUGCGCCGAAAGCCCAGCCCUCUCUUCAUGCUCCCAGGUUCUGAAGGUGGCUAAUGCCCUGUUCUCUCUUCUCUCUCUCCCGGCAGCCGCAGUACACAAAUCUGGGGCUCCUGAACAGUAUGGACCAGCAGAUCCCAAAUGGUUCCUCAUCCACCAGCCCCUACAACACGGAUCAUGCCCAGAACAGCGUCACAGCUCCCUCACCUUACGCCCAGCCGAGCUCCACCUUCGAUGCCCUGUCACCCUCGCCUGCCAUCCCCUCCAAUACAGACUACCCGGGACCCCACAGCUUUGAUGUCUCAUUUCAGCAGUCCAGCACUGCCAAGUCAGCUACAUGGACGUAUUCUACAGAGUUGAAGAAACUAUACUGCCAGAUAGCAAAGACCUGCCCCAUUCAGAUCAAGGUGAUGACCCCUCCACCACAAGGAGCCGUGAUACGGGCCAUGCCUGUGUAUAAGAAGGCUGAGCAUGUGACAGAGGUGGUCAAGCGCUGUCCCAAUCAUGAACUGAGUCGGGAAUUCAAUGAAGGACAAAUUGCCCCUCCUAGUCAUUUGAUCCGAGUAGAAGGGAACAGCCAUGCCCAAUAUGUAGAAGACCCGAUCACAGGAAGACAGAGUGUGCUGGUACCUUAUGAGCCACCUCAGGUUGGCACGGAAUUCACAACGGUCUUAUACAAUUUCAUGUGUAACAGCAGCUGUGUUGGAGGGAUGAACCGCAGACCCAUUUUGAUCAUCGUCACACUGGAGACCAGAGAUGGGCAAGUCCUGGGCCGCCGUUGUUUUGAAGCCCGCAUUUGUGCAUGCCCAGGUCGAGACAGGAAGGCAGACGAAGAUAGCAUUCGAAAGCAGCAAGUCUCAGACAGCUCAAAGAACGGUGAUGGUACGAAGCGCCCUUUCCGGCAGAAUACCCAUGGCAUUCAGAUGACGUCAAUCAAGAAACGUCGCUCCCCUGAUGAUGAGCUGUUAUACCUACCGGUUCGUGGCCGAGAGACUUAUGAAAUGUUGCUGAAGAUCAAGGAGUCCCUGGAACUCAUGCAGUACCUACCCCAGCACACCAUUGAGACCUACAGGCAACAGCAGCAACAGCAGCAUCAGCACCUACUCCAAAAACAUCUCCUUUCCGCCUGCUUCAGGAAUGAACUCGUGGAGCCCUGCAGAGAUGCUCCGAAACAAUCCGACGUCUUCUUUAAACAUUCCAACCCCCCCAACCCAUCAGUGUACCCAUAACAAAACACCACUUCUGCCUUUUGGAGUGUGCUAGUGGUGUGUUGUGUGUAUGUGUUGAUCAUUCAGCCCUGGGAAGCAGGAGUGGAGAACGCUUUGGCUCCGAGAUCCAAAGCCACUAGUGAAAACGAGCUCCCAAGGGACUCACAAUUCUGCCCCAAAAGACCUUUUCUGCUGAGCCCAG
Gracilinanus agilis (Agile Gracile Mouse Opossum) is the source of this 2017-nucleotide messenger RNA. RefSeq names its product tumor protein p63 (gene TP63). The record is from RefSeq and is a predicted model, not a curated record. The transcript is spliced from 8 exons. Gene Ontology annotation, molecular function: DNA-binding transcription factor activity, RNA polymerase II-specific; RNA polymerase II cis-regulatory region sequence-specific DNA binding; protein binding. Gene Ontology annotation, cellular component: nucleus. Lineage: Eukaryota; Metazoa; Chordata; Mammalia; Didelphimorphia; Didelphidae. Gene Ontology annotation, biological process: apoptotic process; protein tetramerization; regulation of transcription by RNA polymerase II. Bases 664 to 1836 code for a protein of 390 amino acids.